AGUAUUUAAACUGCACUGCCAAAGACUAACUUCAUCGGUUCAUCUCAGCUGAGAAUCCAGAUCAGAACAAACUGUUUCACUGCUGAAGAGAAGCUGUGUGAAGGAUGGCAAAGCUCGCUGUGUGUGUCUCCAUUCUACUGGUGGUGCUGGUGGCGCUGAGUGACAGCAGUCCCAUUUGCUGCACAGAGUACCAAGACACUCCAAUUCCAGUGAAAUUUAUGAAACACUACAGAAUGCAGGAGGUCACAGCUAACUGCAACAUCAAGGCAGUAAUUAUCAAGACAAAGAAAAACCGACUCUUCUGCGCUGAUCCGGAAAGAAAAUGGGUGAAAAUUGCCAUGCAGUCUAUCCCAGAAAAAUAGUGAGCAGCCUCUUCACUAACGAAGACCACCUGAGGAAAUCAAAACUGACUCUCCGACACACAAGAUGAAUUUAAUGUAUUAUUUCAAAGUCAAUUCAUCUACUAUUUUUGUACUACUCUAAAGGCAAUAAAUUGAAUAUUUUUUUAAAAUAA
This is a messenger RNA of Sebastes umbrosus (honeycomb rockfish), 514 nucleotides long. RefSeq names its product C-C motif chemokine 20-like. Gene Ontology annotation, molecular function: CCR chemokine receptor binding; chemokine activity. Gene Ontology annotation, biological process: immune response; cellular response to interleukin-1; positive regulation of ERK1 and ERK2 cascade. Gene Ontology annotation, cellular component: extracellular region. The record is from RefSeq and is a predicted model, not a curated record. Lineage: Eukaryota; Metazoa; Chordata; Actinopteri; Perciformes; Sebastidae. The transcript is spliced from 4 exons. The coding region runs from base 105 to 362 and encodes 85 amino acids.